Molecule: messenger RNA, 1911 nt
Organism: Myiozetetes cayanensis
Lineage: Eukaryota; Metazoa; Chordata; Aves; Passeriformes; Tyrannidae
Gene: LRR1
Product: leucine rich repeat protein 1
Exons: 4
Coding region: 1-1281 (426 amino acids)
Molecular function (GO): protein binding
Source: RefSeq, a predicted model, not a curated record
AUGCGGCUGCAGUGCGAGGUGGAGGUGCUGAGCCAGCUGCUGCCCAGCUGCGGGCUGCAGGGCCGCGGCCGCGCGGCGCGGGCGCUGGUGUCGCUGGGGCGGCCGCCGGGCGGUGCCGGUGGCGGUGCCGGUGGCGGUGGCGGUGCCGGUGUUUACCUGAUGGUGUGCACGGCGCGGGACCGCUCCGGGGCCCGCUACAAGGUGCAGCAGAACGUGGAGCGGCUCUUCACCAGGUUCGUGGAGCAGGGAAAGGCCACGGUGCGGCUGCGGGAGCCCGCGGUGGAUCUGCGCCUCAGCAAGGCCAAUGCCAGCGAUCUGAAGACCUUCCUGGCAGCCCUGAGACUGGCUCACCAAGGCAGCGACGCCGGAGCUCUGCCCCUCUCCACCCUGGUCCCGGCAAAGAACUCGGAAGUGGAGAAACCCAAGACGAAAAUGAUCAUAACUUCCAGGAGGGACUACCCCCUCACCAAGAGCUUCCCUCACUCCCUGGAGCACCUGCAGGCCUCCUACUGCAAGCUGGCCCGGGUGGACACGCGCGUGCUGUGCCUGAGGAAGCUGCGGAAGCUCGACCUGAGCCACAACCACCUCAAGCAGCUGCCGGCGACCCUGGGGGAGCUGGCGUGCCUGCAGGAGCUGGACCUGCACGACAACCACCUGGAGUCCUUCGGCGGGGCCCUGUGCCGCUCCGGCCUGCGGAGAUCCCUGCAGAGCCUGGACCUGAGCCAGAACCGGCUGCGGGCGCUGCCGCUGGAGCUCUGCGAGCUGCGGGGGCUGCUCAGCCUCAAGCUGGACGACAACGAGCUGGAGCGCCUGCCCUGCAGGGUGGGGCAGCUCGGCCGCCUGCGCUUCCUGUCGGCCGCGCGCAACCGCCUGCCCUUCCUGCCCAGCGACUUCAGGAGGCUCUGCCUGGACAGCCUGGACCUCUUCGGGAACCCUUUCGAGCAGCCCAACCCGCUGGCGCCCAACAUCCAGCUGAAAAUCCCGCUGACCCUGUCGGAGUGUGCCGCCAGAGCCACCAUCAAUCACAGAAUCCCUUACGGCUGCCACCUCCUCCCUUCCCACCUUUGUGAGGAUCUGGCAGUGGCUAAAACCUGCCAGUGUGGAAGUGCCUGCCUGAGCAGCUUCAUCCAGAUCACGGUGACCAUGAACCUGCACCACGUGGCUCACACCGUGGUGCUCGUGGACAACAUGGGAGGGACGGACGCUCCCGUCCUCUGCUACUUCUGCUCCCUGCACUGCUAUUCCCAGUUCCUGGACAGGCACCUCCAGAGCAACAGGUGACACUGCUGGGUGCCAGAGCCCUGCCCAGCAGAGAUCCAAGCUCCCUCUGGCAGCGAGGGGACCCUGUGCCUGCCUCUCCCUCCCCCCGGGAUGUCCGUGCGCUGGGAAUGCCGAGCACGCGGAGCUCCAGCGCUCCUUCCCUGCAGCGUCAUCUGCUUUCCUUCUCCCGUUCCCAGGCUUUGCUCGGAGCGUCCCGGCAGAUUUCCCAGUUUUGUGGAGUAAGGGGUUCCUUGUCGGGAGCUCAUCCCAGCCUUACUCCAGGGGAUGCCCUGAGCUCUGCCCGUGCACAGUGACAGCGUUGGCUGCGGCGCUGGGCUCGGCUCUUCCCGACUUCUCUCUAUGUGGAGGAGAAAUUACGGCCCAAGCCGGUUACGUAAUUCCAGGUGCUGCUUUUUUUUUAAAAGGUUCUCUUACAACAUUCCCACUUCCAGCAGGGACCAGCAUUGCUGGUUUUUUUACCAGAGCAAAUGGUUUUGUUUUUUUUGGGGGGGGGUUAUCUCUUUGUGAUACGAGAAACGUCUUUUUUUCUAAGUACGUGCCAGAAACUUUGUUCCUUAACUCUUUUGUUUUAACAGUUCUUGAAUUUGUUUCACUCUGUCGACUUAUUAAAUUUUGAAACCCUUCUACUGA